Molecule: messenger RNA, 369 nt
Organism: Caenorhabditis briggsae
Lineage: Eukaryota; Metazoa; Nematoda; Chromadorea; Rhabditida; Rhabditidae
Gene: Cbr-nlp-5
Product: Protein CBR-NLP-5
Exons: 4
Coding region: 1-369 (122 amino acids)
Source: RefSeq, a predicted model, not a curated record
AUGUUGAUCAAAAUCAUGGUGUUGAUGGGAAUCAUCAGUUGCGCAUCGGCGUUCACGAUUUCAACUGUCAGAUUCAAAGGUACUCCGAAUCGUGUUUUGGAGAAUAUUCACCGAGAACUGGCAAAACGCUCGUACUCUCAACUCAAUCAGUACGCCGGGUUUGAUACACUUGGAGGGAUGGGAUUCGGAAAACGAAGCGAGCCAGAUCAAGCAGGAGAGAAGCGCGCCGCUUUGGGCACUUUUGAUUCUAUUGGAGGCAUGGGACUUGGCAAACGAUCGGCACCGUCCGUUUUUCUUUACGAGAAGCGCGCUCCACUCCAGAUGACGUCACUGGAUACACUAGGAGGAAUGGGAUUUGGAAAGAAAUAA